Lodderomyces orthopsilosis Co 90-125 is the source of this 861-nucleotide messenger RNA. It is a transcript of the gene DOT5, whose product is annotated as thioredoxin peroxidase. Gene Ontology annotation, molecular function: thioredoxin peroxidase activity. Bases 1 to 861 code for a protein of 286 amino acids. Gene Ontology annotation, cellular component: cytoplasm. The record is from RefSeq and is a predicted model, not a curated record. Gene Ontology annotation, biological process: cell redox homeostasis; cellular response to oxidative stress. Lineage: Eukaryota; Fungi; Ascomycota; Pichiomycetes; Serinales; Debaryomycetaceae. The transcript has a single exon.
AUGUCUGGAUUACGUCGUUCCGCUAGAGUUGCUUCUAAUUCACAAGCUAAACCAGAGCAAACUACCAAUGCUACUGUACCACCACCAGCCAAAAAGGCCAAAACUGAACCGAAAGCUGAGCUAGAGCAAGAGGAAGCUGAGAUCUCACAAGAGAUUGAAGUUGGUGACAAGAUUCCUGAGCUCACUUUACUCAAUCAAGACGAAAAAGAAAUCAAUUUACCAACCGUUGCAGAACAACAUAAAUAUGUUGUUAUUUUUGCUUACCCCAAGGCAUCAACACCUGGAUGUACAAGACAAGUUUGUGGUUUUCAAAAAAAUUAUCAAUUCUUGUCUGAUAAAAAUGUAGCUGUUUUUGGACUUUCUGCAGACACUCCUCACAAUCAAAAGAAUUUUCAAACUAAACAACAUGUCGAAUAUGAUUUAUUAAGUGACCCCAAAAAGGAAUUAAUUGGUAUUUUGGGUGCUAAAAAGCAACCCUCAGGAAUUAAGAGAUCACAUUGGAUUUUUGUUGAUGGGGUUUUGAAAGUCAAGAGAUUACAGAUUUCUCCUGAACAAAGUGUUGAUGGUGCUAAGGAGGAGAUUGAAAAGUUUAUUGCCGAGGCAAAUGGUGAUAGUGGAGUUAAGGAGGAAUCAUCUGCUAAAAAUGGUGAUGAAGCCAAGCCGGUCACUGAUGUGGAGAGCGUAGCAGCUGCAUCAAGCGAGCAAGUUGAAGCUCCAGAACAGGAUGAGAAACCUGAUGGAGCCAAUGGAGCCAAUGGAGCCUCAGAAGGGAAGACACAGGAAAAGGAAGAAAAAGAUAAUGCUUUGUUGUCAUCAGAACAACCUUCGGAAGUUAGCACCGAAGCCGCAACAGUUGUUUGA